AGAUCUGUCGGUGGUUCAAGUGGUAGGAGAAAGAGGACAUAUGUCUCGUGGAAUAUACAUCGAGUUUAACGUCGGAGAGCAGUCGGUCAGUCUCAGUGGCAAUUCCAACAUCAAAUUAAACGCGCGCUCCGAGAUUCAAACAGUGAUUGCAUCAAACUUGUCGGUUCAACAUUUUAAUCAGCAUUUUUCAUCGAUCCCCGGGGGCUUUUUAAAUUCAAUAAUUGAAGACAAUUGAUUCCAUUAUUGUGACCCGAACCCUGUUUAUUUAUUCACCGAGAGAUGGUGAAAACUCGAGUGUAAACUAAAAGAGCAUUGACCGUCACAGUGACUUCCACGUGUUGGAUUGAAAGCCUUUGUCAUGGAGAUUCUGAUGCACGAGGCCUCCAACGGGGUAUCUCCGAUUGCACAGGAUAAUGCGACUCCUGCGGAAAUUCCAGCGUCGAAAAUGGAGCGCUUGAGUGAUGAGAAAAGUCCAAAAAAUGGAUCGGGAAAGGGUUCGAAGGGCCCCGAGGAGUCACCACUGCUUGGCAAGGUCAAGGCUGAUCACGAAGUUACGGAUAUUGUGUUUGAAAAUAUAAGCUAUCGCGUCGGAUUCGGAUUAAUUCGAAAAGAUUUCAAGGAGAUAUUGCAUGGUAUAUAUGGACGACUCCCUGCAAGACAGCUGAUUGCCAUAAUGGGCCCUUCCGGUGCCGGAAAAUCAACCCUACUCGACAUACUAUCUGGCUAUCGUCUGACCGGUAUCAGUGGUAAUGUUUACGUUAAUGGACAAACACGUGAUCUGGAUGCAUUCAGAAGAUCAAGUGCCUACAUAACUCAGGACGAUCGUCUUCAGCCCCUGCUUACCGUAAUUGAAAAUAUGAGAGUCGCCGCUGAUCUGAAACUUGGUACGAACAUACCAAGACAGACCAAAGAACAAAUUAUUGAAGAAAUACUUGUGACACUGGGACUGUUCGAUCAUCAGACGACGAGGGCGAGUAGGCUGAGUGGUGGACAGCAAAAACGUUUGUCAAUUGCCCUUGAGUUGGUUAAUAAUCCGACUGUCAUGUUCCUCGAUGAACCCACCACGGGAUUAGAUAGCUCCACAUGCAUGCAAGUUGUCCAGCUGCUCAAGGUCCUCGCGAGACAAGGAAGGACCAUUGUAUGCACCAUUCAUCAGCCCAGUGCUUCGUUAUUCCAGUUAUUCGAUCAAGUACUUGUUGUGGCCAACGGCUACUGCCUGUAUCAAGGGGCCACUGAUCAAUUAGUACCCUAUUUAGAGAGUGUUAAACUACCAUGCCCGAUAUAUCACAAUCCAGCUGAUUAUGUUAUUGAAUUGGCCUGCGGUGAAUAUGGUUACGAUAAAAUCGAGAACCUCGUUAAUGCAUCCGACAAUGGCAGAAAUUUACAGUGGUUCAAUAAUAAAGAGCGCUUUGUAUCGUCAAUCGAGGUUGCUAUUGAUUCAUCGAGGGAUGGAGAAAAAAUACUAGACACCAAUGAAAAAACAGGAAAAUUCGAUGAAGGGGAGAGUGAGAAAAACAGUGUAUUAAAAAAUAUGAAUAAGAAAAAAUCUCGGCAAGCUACGUCACAACUUCAUCAGCUGAAAAUAUUGCUACAACGAGGAUUUAUAAAAAGUAAAAGAGAUACGACUUUGACAUAUCUAAGAUUGCUGGUUAAUAUUUUCACGGGUAUAAUGCUCGGGACGCUGUUUAUUGGGGCUGGUAAUCAGGGACACCGAGUUCUGGAAAAUUAUAACUUACUUUUUGCUAUUCUAAUGCAUCAUAUGAUGACAUCCAUGAUGUUAACAGUUCUUACAUUUCCAUCGGAGAUGAACAUCUUGAAGAAAGAACAUUUUAACAGAUGGUACAGUCUCAAAAUGUUCUACGUGUCGGUGACAAUUAUUGACAUACCCGUUGCUGUGAUAUGCUGUGCUGCAUUUUCGGGCAUUAUCUACACAAUGUCUGCACAGCCCAUGGAGUGGAGCAGAUUCUCAAUGUUCUUCACAAUUAGCAUGCUCGUUGUUUUUACUGCCCAGAGCUUUGGUCUCGUCAUCGGAGCUGUCUUCAGUGUUGUGAAUGGGACGUUCUUGGCGCCAACUCUCUCAGUCCCAAUGAUGAUGUUCGCUGGUUUUGGCGUUAACUUGAGGGAUCUUCCAGCAUAUUUGAGGCCUGGAAGUUACCUGAGUUACUUGCGAUACGGCCUCGAGGGCUACAUUCACGCGAUUUACGGUGAACAACGUGAGACACUCGAGUGUGCGAAAGCUGAAGAGUACUGCCAUUACAAAUAUCCGAAGAAAUUUCUGACUGAAAUUGUGGCCAUGGAACCCGAUCAAUUUUGGAACGAUGUCUUUGGACUGACUGUUCUGCUUCUAGUGUUAAGGAUAUGCUCCUACUUUCUGUUGAGGUGGAAACUCCAGUCUUCACGAUAAUUACUGAAACACUUGGAUAAUUGACGUGCGAAAUGCCUAGGGAUAUUUUUGUGAUGAGUGGGAGUAGAGAAAUUAUUGAUGUUGUAUGUGUGAUGAUCAGUAAUGAGGUGCAAUUUUUUAGCUAUUUUUUUUACGAAAAAUAAUCAGUCAUGUUCAGUGAUUAUAGGAUACAGAUUAUUUUAUUAUUAUUGAUAACGGUGGACCGUGAAAUUCAAGGAGCUUCCCUGUUGAGUAUGGAUUAGGAUUAAUGUGCUCAGAGAAUAUUGUAAAUGAGAAUAAUAAAUAGUGUUAUUGUUUUUA
Diachasmimorpha longicaudata is the source of this 2704-nucleotide messenger RNA. RefSeq names its product ATP-binding cassette subfamily G member 4. Gene Ontology annotation, biological process: transmembrane transport. Lineage: Eukaryota; Metazoa; Arthropoda; Insecta; Hymenoptera; Braconidae. Bases 359 to 2404 code for a protein of 681 amino acids. The transcript has 10 exons. Gene Ontology annotation, molecular function: ABC-type transporter activity; ATP hydrolysis activity; ATP binding. Gene Ontology annotation, cellular component: membrane. The record is from RefSeq and is a predicted model, not a curated record.